AUGAUCACACAAAGGGGUAUCAUUUUGUGUACUAACAUGUAUUUCUUCCCGCAGUCGAUAACAACUUCGGACCCCAACAAGGACCUCCAGGCCCUGUCGUUGAUUGCAGCGCAUUCGCACAUCUCAGGCCUUGGUUUGGAUGACAAUUUGCAGCCAAGAGAGGCAUCACAGGGAAUGGUUGGUCAGCUAACUGCGCGUAAAGCUGCUGGUGUCAUCCUGAAGAUGAUCCAAGCAGGCAAGAUUGCUGGCCGUGCCGUUCUGAUUGCUGGUCCUCCAUCUACCGGAAAGACAGCAAUUGCCACCGGAAUGGCCCAGUCUCUGGGCCCUGACGUGCCGUUCACAGCUUUGGCUGCCUCUGAAAUUUUCUCGCUAGAACUUUCCAAGACGGAGGCGUUGACCCAGGCUUUCCGCAGGUCCAUUGGAAUCAAAAUCAAGGAGGAGACUGAAUUGAUUGAAGGUGAGGUGGUAGAGAUUCAGAUCGACAGGUCGAUCACCGGCGGACAUAAGCAGGGUAAGCUGACUAUCCGCACUACCGAUAUGGAGACGAUCUAUGAGCUUGGAAACAAGAUGAUUGACGGUCUCCAGAAGGAGAAGGUUUUGGCUGGUGACAUCAUUUCCAUAGACAAGGCCAGUGGAAAGAUCACCAAGUUGGGCAGAUCAUACACCAGGGCUAGAGAUUAUGAUGCUAUGGGACCAAACACCAAGUUUGUGCAAUGUCCAGAGGGAGAGUUGCAAAAGCGCAAGGAGGUGGUGCACACCGUCUCACUACACGAAAUCGACGUGAUCAACUCGAGAUCCCAGGGAUUUUUGGCGUUGUUUUCGGGUGAUACCGGUGAAAUCAGACCCGAAGUGAGGGACCAGAUUAACACCAAGGUUGCAGAAUGGAGAGAGGAAGGUAAGGCUGAAAUUUCACCAGGUGUUUUGUUUAUCGAUGAGGUUCACAUGUUGGACAUCGAGUGUUUUGCGUUCAUCAACCGUGCACUUGAGGACGAGUUUUCACCCAUUGUGAUCAUGGCCACUAACCGUGGAAUCUCUAAGACCAGAGGCACCAGCUACAUGUCUCCACACGGAUUGCCAGCCGAUCUGCUUGACCGUUCCAUCAUCAUCCGUACUGAGCCUUAUUCUGAGGAGGAGGUUGGCCAGAUUCUGUCGAUCAGAGCUCAGGAAGAAGAGGUUGAGUUGGAUGCUGGAGCCCUGGCUCUGUUAACCAAGAUCGGAGCUGAAACCAGUCUUCGUUACGCCGCGAAUCUCAUAUCCGUGGCUAACCAGAUUGCCGUCAAGAAGCGCAGUUCGGUUGUGACUACCGACUGUAUCAAGAAGGCCUAUGUAUUGUUCCUGGAUAGUGGAAGGUCAGUCCAGUUCUUGGACGAGUUUAGCGACCAAUACAUCAACGACGACGGAAAGGUCAAGAUCUCGACGGAGGUUGCGGGAAAUGUGGAUGCGAUGGAUGUGGGUGUUUAA
Messenger RNA from Kuraishia capsulata CBS 1993, 1461 nucleotides. RefSeq lists its product as uncharacterized. Gene Ontology annotation, cellular component: Swr1 complex; NuA4 histone acetyltransferase complex; Ino80 complex. Bases 1 to 1461 code for a protein of 486 amino acids. The transcript has a single exon. NCBI's taxonomy places the organism in Eukaryota, Fungi, Ascomycota, Pichiomycetes, Pichiales, Pichiaceae. Gene Ontology annotation, biological process: chromatin remodeling; box C/D snoRNP assembly; regulation of transcription by RNA polymerase II. The record is from RefSeq and is a predicted model, not a curated record. Gene Ontology annotation, molecular function: ATP hydrolysis activity; ATP binding; DNA helicase activity.